This is a messenger RNA of Apis cerana (Asiatic honeybee), 3874 nucleotides long. It is a transcript of the gene egr, whose product is annotated as TNF superfamily member 12 eiger. Gene Ontology annotation, cellular component: membrane. The record is from RefSeq and is a predicted model, not a curated record. NCBI's taxonomy places the organism in Eukaryota, Metazoa, Arthropoda, Insecta, Hymenoptera, Apidae. Gene Ontology annotation, biological process: immune response. Gene Ontology annotation, molecular function: receptor ligand activity; tumor necrosis factor receptor binding.
CACGACAUUGUUUCGCAGGAUAAAGCGAUUCUUAGAGCUACUGAGUAUCGAAUUCGAUAUUCCUAGGGCGACGAAAGAGGUCGGAAUCGGAGAUGCCUGGGUUGGAAGAAUAAAGUCGAAGGCUCGUUGGCGACGAUAAAAUUCCACACCGAAGACUUUUUUCGUAGAACAUGUGCGUCGCAUAAAAAAAUAUCAUUGUAAAUUCAAGAGAAACAUAUCGCAGAAAAUAUCGAUGACACAUUGUAAUAUAUGUAUAUCUAUACAUGAAAUUGUUGAUGUUAUAAAUGGGAAAAGCAACAAUAAUGAUAUGAUAUUUGCAUGAUCAUGCAAUAAUGCAUGAUAUAAUAUUUUAAUAUGAAAAAUGAGAUUAGAGACGAAAGCUGCGUCUCUAUAUUACUGAUCUACGCCACUGAGAUCUAGAGGUAUUGCUGCAAUAAACUCAAAUGCUUUCCGCUCCUUUUACCCAGUACGGUCGAGUCUGUCAAACACGAUGGUCGUUCCUUCUUUAUCUGUGUCUACUCUUCACUGAGUAAACUUUAAAUUUUUCCAUCCCAGUGAUGAACAAAUUAGAUUUAUUGGAAAAUCAACAACAACGAUAGAGCAAGUUAUCAUUUACUCUAAAUUAUUCCAGCAUUGUUUUAUAUCGUUGAUAUUUUAUCGUUACAAAAGAUAUUAAACGUAAAAAGAAGAAAGAAAAAAGAAUGAACCACCAAGAAAUCGAAAAGUGGAAAAGUUAAAGAACAAUGAAAUUAUGAGGAUCAAUUAAAUAGAAAAAUAACAAAUGUUGUCGAAGAGUUAUCUCUUAUAGAGAAGAAAAGGAUAAAGAAAGACAAGGAGCAAAAGGAGGAGGAGACGAAAAGCUAGUGGGCGGAGAUAAAGGACCAAAGGGACGAAUCUUGAUCACUUUCGCCUGUGGUUUUGUUCGCUGUUCUAAUCGGAAGGGGAAAAAACCCGUUGGACAGGUUUUAAAGAGGGCUAGAACUGAAAUAUUCGAGCCACUUAACAUCGUAGAUUAUUAUAAAUUUUUAAAAACGUGAAAUUAGAUGGUUUAUUGAUUGUUCGAUUUAAAAAUAAAAGUUAAAAAAGAAAAAAGAAGAAGAAAUAUUGGAAUUAUUAUCUCGACGGAUUUGAUAAAUGCUGUUCAUGUUUGGAAUUUAAUCAAUUUGUGACUUUUGCUGCGUUUGUUUCAAUUAAAGUGAACAAUAAGUUGAAAAGGAAGAAAAUAUGAAAGUGUUAUUUUAAAAAAAUAAUGCAACGAAAUGUGAGUUUAACGUAUAUCAAAGAUUCACAUGUAAUGUGAAUCGAGAAAAUAUUAUAUAUAUCGAAGAAAAAUGGAUGCUAUUUCUCUCUUUGGAUGAAUAUUUUAAUAUUUUUUGAAUUAAACAAAAAGGAUAAGAAGAAAAGAAAAGAAAAACACAAUAUUAAUAGUGUUUUAUAAAGUGCAGUGUGAUUUAGACAUUUCUAAAUAUUUAAUAUUUAAAUAUCGUUAGUUUUUUUUUUGUCACAAUGACCUCUGUUUUCCCUGAAGAAAAGUCAAAAGUUGCAAAAAUAAAGCAAAAAUUAAUGAACGAUGUACACAUGAAGGAGGAAACACGAUCAUUUCUUAGCUUCUCCAGAGAGAAUUUGAGUAUCUCUCAAUCUGACCUUGAACAAGGCUACAAUAAACAACGUUUUCGACCAAACAGAAAUACGAUUCUAAGCGUGACGGCACUCUUAAUUGCAUUUCUUUGCUUGGGUCUUGAAUGUUGGGAGUUUCGUUAUUCUUUGAUCAAUGCACGAGAGAUUGAAGAUUUGAAACGAAGUGUGGACAGUUUGAAACAUCGUAUUUUAGAAGAAGAUCUACUCGACGAAGUCAAAGCUUUUGAAGAACAGGUGAUGCUUUUUUAUUCACUAUUAUAUACAGAAGAAUUCAACGAUGAUGAUGAUGAUAACGAUGAUGACGAUGACGACGACGACGACAAUGCAGAGGAAGUAAAUAUCGAUAAGACAGAUUACAAUUCCAACUAUGACGAGGAUACGUUUUCUUUACAAGAUUAUACUCCGAUAUUUGGCGCCAGACCAUCCGAUUUCCCUGAUUCCUCGUCGACAAUCGCUCCAGUACCUUCUCCGCCGGAUCCUCCUAUUGCAGAUAAAACGUUAAUGAAAUUAAUACCAACAGCGCGUAAGGUCGGGGCCAAACAAAGCGAAGAAUCGAAGAAAAAUCAUGAUAACUCGAAUCGAGACCGCAGUCGGGAUAAGAAUAACUUGGAAGGGGAAAUGGAGAAUCAUAAGAAUGAUACUAAGCGAAAACGAGAUGUGUCAGACAUUAAUGAUAACACGAAAGACUUUUUAUUGGAUUGGAAAAUAACCUUAAAACGUAAACGAUCGAUUGAUCAAAAGAAUUAUAGUUCCAAGAGAUUACUCGUUAACAGACAUUUGUUUAAAAAUCAUACCAAAAGAACAAUUGCUUCUGAUUCCACUUCUCGAGAGAUGUCAAAGGAAAAAUCUGCCCAGGACGAGCAAAAUAUGUCUGUUGUAUCCAGUAGGCAUCCUCCAAAGAAAUAUUAUAUUCACUCGUCUUUGGAUAACACCGAGGCAUCUUCUUCGAUACCUCAUAACGAGUCUAACAUACAAGUUGCAACGAACCGCAUUAAAAAAAUUCCACGCAAAUUUCGAAAAAAUACGAGCCAUUCUCGAAAAGUGAUCGCGGUCCAUUACGAUGGAAAUAAAAAUGGAUAUUCAGAGAAAGAUAUUUAUGCUGGAAAUGGAAGAAUUCGUCAUGGAAAUAGCAUGUUUAAAGCAUGGAAACCAAGCGAUUGGGUGAAUAAUCUUGGCAUGAAUGACUAUUUCAAAAUGUCCAACGAUGGGAGUGUUACCAUUUAUGAACCAGGAUUGUAUUUAGUUUAUGCGCAGAUUCAUUACAAUGACGAUCACGAUGAAAUUGGAUUUCAUCUUCAAGUGAACAAUCAACCUAUUCUUCAAUGCAUGAUCGACAAUUCGGGCCAUGCGCGCAACAUUAGCCAAACUUGUUUCUCAGCUCAAGUGACACUUCUUAGAAAAGAAGACGUUUUAAUUUUCAAGGAAGCCAGCUCACCGAGAUUCGCUAUUUUCGAUAAGGAGAACAGUUUCUUUGGAUUAGUGAAACUUGGAGAACUGGGAAAGCAUUUGAACUAAUCAGUUUCAAUACGUAUUUAUCUGGAACAAAUUAAAAAAGAAACAAAGUCUUACUAUCGUAAAAAAUAAUUUAUUAAACAUUCAAUGAUGCAACAAUAACAUUAAAGUCGUCACUUUAAUCGUUGUUGACUCGAUAAAGAUAGACGUUGGUCAAUUUCAUUAAUUAAAGACCAAUCGAUUCUAUUUCUAUCCAUAAAUGCAUAUUGCCAUUGUAAAUAAAAUUCCUAUAGUUUAUUAAUAUAAACACUUUUUUAAGCCGUAGAUUUUUAACAGAAUCCAAAGAAAGUGAGAGUGCAAAUGGAAGUAAAGUUACACUAAAAUAUCGAUGAAAUAAAUUUUGAGAUGUAACACUUGUUUUAACAUGUAAUAUCGCAGAUUAAUUUUUUUUCGCGGUAUUUUUUGGCUCGUUGACUGUCAAUUGGAAUCAAGUCUCCAGGGCAAUCCAUCAGAUCGACAAUGAAGUUCGGUUUCAGCAGCUUUGUUGGAAAAAUUGAUGAAGCACGAUCUUCGAAGAUUAGAUUCGAAUCUAUGUAUUUAUGUUGAUAUUGUUGCAGAGGUUGAUAAAUCGUAACAAUUUCUGGACAGGUUGUAUCUCUAUCUAUAUAAGCAUGAAAUUUAUUUUCUUCCACUGGAACUCUCACCUAAUAAAAUUAUUCUAAAUUAAGAAAUUUAAUUUAUAAGAAUUGAAGUGUUAACGAAUAAUAAAAAUCUAAUAUCUAAA